GAAAAAAAAAUCUUAAAUAAAUAAAUCAUUUUUUUACAGGCCUACACUACAUGGACGAGCUCGCCUUACAUAUUCUUCGCGUUGAAUCUGCCGAAAAUACUUCAACGAAAGCCCGUCGACGAAAAUCGGCCGGAACAAUCCAAGUCAAGCCGAUCCACAGCCUGAUGGAUGGGCAAUCGUCAACGUCUGGUGAUCGCCAUAGGCGGGACAUUGUUGAAGGUUUCAAGUUUCCCAUCGCCGACGCAGACACUGUUGAGCGACUCGAAGUGGCCGUUCGCAAGAACAAACAAACUCGUGAUGAAUAUGUUAGUUUGUUACACUCGUUAAGGUCCAACAACAGCACAAAUAACCCAGAGAUAUUAAGCAAAGUGUACAGCGACGUUGCCCUCUACAACUACAGCGUGAACAGAAGUGAGCGAUACCGCAAAAAGGCAAUGAAAACGUACACCAUAUUUUGGGAUUGCAUACUCGAGGCCUGGACGGAGUUUGGUGUCAAAGCGGAUACAUUGGAAACUUAUCUAACUCGAGUGAUCCAUCUCGUGAACCACCGUAGACGAAAUCGAAAGUAUCGCAGCUAUCCAAAUAAAGCUAAAUAAUCUGACAGAAGCGAAAUAAAUCCCAAACUGCAGUACUAGAAUCAACUGCUUUUAUGUCUUGAAAACUGAUCUAACGCAAUUCUAAGUAAUUUAAUUUAAUAAUUUUCCACUCUCUUCACAGCACGCCCUGGCUCGUCAUUGAAAAUCGUGAAAGUUCGCUCGUUUGCAGUUGACAAGAACCGGUUAAACCCGAGCCCACGCCUGUCUUGGAGUGUGGACACUGCUCAAAGUGAAACCACCUUAAAAGAUCAAACCGGUGCCAAUGAGAUCAAGUCCAUUUCGUACCCGAUUCCGGAUGAACUGACCGUCGAGCUCCUAGAGGCUGCCGUACGCAACGACAAGGAUGUAUGGAAUAAAUACGUUGCUUUUUUACGUUCGAUCAAACCGAAAGACGCCGAAAUUACAGCCAUCUUUAGCAAAGUGUUCUGCGACAAUGCGCUCCACAACUACAACGUGAAUCGAAGUGAUCGGUACCGCAAAAAGCCGAUGAAAACGUAUGCCGUAUUCUGGGACUGUAUGCUUGAGGCUUGGCAGGAGCAUGGAGUCGAACCGGUGGGCUUGGAUUCGCAACUAACGCGAGUGAUGUAUCUGUUCAACAAACGCAAACUUAAUCGCAAGUAUCGGUAUGGAAUUAAUGCCAUGUGAGGUACUAGAGUGUUUAGUGCAUUUCGAAUAAAAUAAAUUAGUUGGUACCUCA
Messenger RNA from Culex pipiens pallens (northern house mosquito), 1293 nucleotides. RefSeq lists its product as uncharacterized. The transcript is spliced from 5 exons. The record is from RefSeq and is a predicted model, not a curated record. Lineage: Eukaryota; Metazoa; Arthropoda; Insecta; Diptera; Culicidae. Bases 51 to 596 code for a protein of 181 amino acids.